AAUCAAAUGAAAACUAACGAACCAAAACAACUGCUUAUUAAAUCGCUUUGUUCACUGGAUAUGUGUUCAAUUGUUUGCUUUAAUUUAUUCAUGUGCCCAUCCUUGCAUGAGAUCAAACAUCGUGAAAGAGAAAUCGUUCGAUGCUUAUCCUUUUUGGUUGAAGGACAACUUUUCUAGUCUUCUCAGUUUCAAACAAUUUGAAAACAUCAAGAGCGAGAAAAUGGUCCUCGCAAAAGCUCUAUGUGUUGUGCUGCUUUUGUGCUCAGCAAGUUCAGUCGGCGAAAGUCGACGCCUGGAAAGGGAUUCCGAUGUCGAAAAGCGAGCGGUGAAUUAUCCACAACCGCCGGCGGGACAGCCAGCCGAGGCAACACGAAAUGCAGCCGAUCUUAAUGCUAUGGUUCGCAGAAUUUCUGGCGCACGUAAGUCGUACGUUAUGCUUAUUUUUUGUUGCGAUUGUGUGAAAUUUUGCUGCGAUUUUAGGUGCGAUUUUCUUCUUCUAAUGGAUCUAAUGGAUGUGUACCAGUAGCGUAACUAUUAUUGGUUCAGACUGGGUGAACCCGGGGGACCCCAACCCCAAUGGACCAAAUAGGGGGCCCAGGCUGUAGAGCGAAAACAUUGGCCAGAGAGGCCGCUGAUUAUGUUACAAUGUCGUUUUCUGACCAUCAGAAUUCCAUAAAAUCUCUCUCCAAAGUCCAGGAAAUGGCAUUUCAGAGAUUCUAUAUUUAAAAAUUUUCCGGGUGAGCAUUAGCACUCCCUGGACCCCUAGAAAACUCCUGCAUAUACUGUGCUCAACUUGUGCCUUUGGCACUUCUACUAGGGGGGCCUUCGAAAAUUUUGAACCGGGGGCCCUCUGAUAUAACGUUACGCCACUGAUGUGUACGAGUAGAUGGGAUAUCUGCUAUGAAUGUUCAGAUCAGGGUACAUUAGUACAUAUACUCAAAUCAACAAACAGAUAACAUUUUGCCGUUGUCUGGUCAGUUAUAGAUACACAAUAUGACGUCAUAACGUGAAAAAGAAAAAAGUGCCCACGAGCCGCCGAGGCGAGUGAGUCACUGCCCAGCGGGCAAAAUGACGUUUAUCCAACGUUGAAUCAACGUUGGAAAUGACCUUCCAGACGUUGGAUAGACGUUGAAAAAGGGUUGACUAUGCAAAUUGGAUCGACGUUACUGUUUCGACGUUGAAACAACGUUGAAAUUAGGUUGCCAAUCUCGUCAACCAUAAUUCAACGUUGAAUCCACGUUAAAACAACGUUGAGAUUGGUUCACAAAUCGACGUCGUACAUUUAACCAUGAAUGAACGUUAAUUCAACGUCUGUUGGCUGCUGUUGAACCAAUGUUUGUAAAACAACGUCAGAGCAACGUAGAUAUUAGGUUGUCGACGUCGCAUCCUUUUUUCUACCACAUUUCAACGUUGAAACAACGUCGUGUGCCCGGUGGGUGAUGUCAUGAUGUGCUUACCACGUUACAACGGCAAAAUGUUAUCUAUUUGCUUUAUAUAAUAAAAAAGUUGAAAAGCCUUCAUAAACUAUCAAUUUGUAGUCAAAAGAUUUGUAGCUUUGAAUUAACAGCGAGCUUAAGCAUGUAGGACGGCAACACGACGACGACGGCGAAAACAAAUUCCUUCAAAUAAAUGAUAGUAAAGAAAACUUGUCGUAUAUUAUAACUCGUAUGAAUUUAAUACAGCAUAAGAAGUUGAAAACAUUGGCUUUAUGUUUGGGAAGAGUUCUAUUGAACCGAAUUUUAAGUUGCACUUGUUACGCAUUGAAAUGCAGGCGUUGUAUAAAAGACGUGAAAAUCUGUGAUUUGCCGUUGUCAACAGAACGACGACCACGUCUGAAACUCUCUUGGGACUUUAAUUAUUUAUUUCUUUUCAUUGACUCAUUGUAUUUGUUGGCGUCGUCGUCGUGUUGCCGUCCUACAUGCUUAAGCUCCCUAAUAAUGUAAUCCGUGACGGAAAGAUAUUUCUACGUCAUUUGACGUGAUCCGGGAUCUAUACAAAACAAAGCACUCCAUUGGUUCGUGGUGCUUCUGAGAGAGUCGUGAUUCGCUUAAGUAUAUUAAGUCACUGCAUUGGUGUCAGCCGUGCGUCUAUCCUAGAAAUAGAUCAUAGCUCUUGACCAAUGAAAAGGUAGAAUGAACUGCGAUUAUUAUACAUGUAAUUUGAAUUUUUUAGCUGAUACCCAGAUGGCGUUUAUCUAUCUACAUCCCCCCGGUGCAAACGUUUUGACGCUGACAAACCAGGCGGUUAGGGGUACACUAAAUGGUCCUGCAAGGUCUAACCGCGGUUUACUAAUUGGUGAUCUUUAUCCACCUCGACCACCGCCUAAUACUAAUGACAACACCAACUUCAGAAUGAACUUUCGCGGCCAACGGCGACAGCUCGAAAUUGACAACACGGACCACACGGAGUAUAAACUAUUAAAUAACCGUGGACUGGAAGUUAUGGUACAAAGUAUGCCGCAUUGUCCAGUUUACGUGAUCCUUUAUUCUAAACUCCUACCCUGCAGCGUAGGAGGUAACCCGAAUAAGCCUCCACGUUGCCUUGAAAUGAUAGCCACGGCAAGAAGAAAUAUCCGCACACCUUGUCCCAAUGCACAAUUUUAUCUUUACACUACCCAAAAUGGUCCAAGGACAAGUACACCUCGCGAUCCAGCAAAAGACCAAAAUUAUCAGAGGUAUUUCCAAACUGACAUGACCUAUAUGCAACGUCAGAAUAUCAUCUGGUUACAUCCACUAUGAAGAAUGACAAGUAACAAGACUAUUGGAAGAAUAGAGAUUCUGACUUGUGUUGUAGUAGUAGACAUUCAACCAGGGACGCCGGAACUGGG
This is a messenger RNA of Paramuricea clavata, 2827 nucleotides long. The record is from the annotation of a GenBank genome assembly. NCBI's taxonomy places the organism in Eukaryota, Metazoa, Cnidaria, Anthozoa, Malacalcyonacea, Plexauridae.